UUCCAGGGGCGGCUUGGCCGAGGACCGUUUCUCCUCCCUCCCUGGAACCGGUCCUGCGGCUCGGCCCCGCCGUCGCCCGGGGAGGGACGGAGGAGAAGAGGGGCAGAGCAGCCGCACACUCCCCACACUUAGUUUCCCGGAGAUUCCCAGGGGGAGAUUCCCAGCGGGAGUCUGGGACGGGGGUGCAGGGGUCCAGCCCAAGUCCGGUCCCGGCCCUGCCCGGGCCCUGGAAGCGAGAGGCUCAAUCGGUUGGGGAGGAGGAGCAGAGGAGGGGAGGAGGAGGAGGAGGAGGAGGAGGAAGGACGGAGCCAGUCCUGCCCUGCCCUGCCCUGCCCAGCCCAGCCAGGAGGGCAGAGAGCAAGGGAGCCGGCGAGAGGAUGGAUUUCCAGCAGCUGGCUGACGUUGCGGACAAAUGGUGCUCCAACACCCCCUUCGACCUCAUCGCCACCGAGGACACGGAGAGGAGGAUGGAUUUCUACGCGGACCCCGGCGUCUCCUUCUACGUGCUCUGUCCCGACAACGGCUGCGGGGACAAUUUUCAUGUGUGGAGUGAGAGUGAAGACUGCCUACCUUUCUUGCAACUGGCACAAGAUUACAUCUCCUCCUGCGGCAAGAAGACCCUCCAUGAAGUCUUGGAAAAAGUCUUCAAGUCUUUCAGACCUUUACUGGGGCUUCCAGAUGUAGAUGAUGACGCGUUUGAAGAAUAUAAUGCAGAUGUGGAAGAAGAGGAACCAGAAGCCGACCACCAACAAAUGGGUGUCAGUCAGCAGUAAACUUCUGAGGAGUAAUUACAGAUUAAAGAUGUUAACCCCUUGGGGCCAGGUGGGGUCAUAUGCUCCUGUGUUAUAGCGUUUUGCAUUAGUGCAUCGCAACGGCAAUUCUGACUCCCAGCAUCAGAGUUAAAAUGAAACCCAGUUUUAACAACCACAAAAUAUCUGUGAUGAGCUUUGCUAAGAAGUGGCCUGAAUUUCACUCCUGCUUCAGUGGGGUUUCUCUGGAGGCGUCUCAGCCUUUUGCCAUUUUAAAUUUAGAAUCUGUUUCAGUUGCUGACAUCUUCUCUUUUAGUUUUGUAUUUGAGAAUUAAUUUUCAUUGACGUGAAUGUAGAGUACUCUGAAUGUACUGAGUAUGGAGAUAAAGUGCUCAAGUGACCUGACCGAGGGAAAGCAACACCACUUUACUAUCUAGUGGUUAACUGCAAAAAUGGACAAAAAAAUCCUGGGGAGGGGAAAGGGGAAGCAAUUAUUGGACUGAGUCUUGGGGAAUGGGGAAGUAAAUAUAAAUGUGUGGUAAACUGGGAUUUGUAGCAGCAGGAUCCUUAGUUUAGCAAAAACAUUACACGGUUGCUCUUCCAGGCAAAACUGUUGAUUCCAAAGGCACUUGUUAUUAGUUGGAAAAAUAAAUGGGAAUGGGGAAAUAGCUGAGUGAUAUCAAGUGAAACUUGAUAAAGCUAUCUAGAAUGUCAUCCAAUCUUGCCUUUUCUGUAAUGUUCAUCUUAAACGACCACUUCUUAGAGAUGCUAGAGGCAUCUGAAGUAUAAGUGCCAUUUAACCUCUAAAGCCAUAGCUUAAUUUAAUAGGGAAAUAAAUUGGUAUCAGUCCUUUGAAAACAAUCGUCACUUUUAAGUUCAGUUUUUACCUAUUAACUAUCAGAUAGUAGGAAGUAUUGCCUGAGAAGCAGCAGUUUAGUAUUGAGUGCUUGUUAACUGCCCAAAGUGCAUCUAAAAUCUUGGGGAAAAAAGAUUUCUGUAUUAGAUUGGAUCCUGGGGAAUGGUUGAGAAUAAAAGGAUUCCAUUAUAUAAUUUACUGUUUUAGAUAAUGCUUCUAAAUGCCUCAUUUUAGCCAAUUUUUAACGUUAAAUGAAGUUCACAAGGCCUUUUAAUUCAGGAUCUGAUUUGUUAAGCUGAUCAAUUUCAUUGAACAAAAUAUGCUUAGCUCGCGGGAACAACUGAUAUGUAACAUAUUGAAACCCUGCUGUUAUCAGUAGCUCCCUUCAAAGGUCUUUAAAAAAAGAUUUCAAAAGCUAAUGUGCUGUUAGUGAAGUGUUCAUUUUCUGAGUAGAACCUCCUUGUGAUUUUUGGUUCUAAUUCUUGGGAUGAAGAAUACCUCUUUUUCAACACAAGGUAAAACUUUCAGUAUCUGGGAUGGAAAUAUUUUUGAAUGUGCACAGAAAUGUGACUGCUACAAUGUAAAAGUCUUGAAUUAAAAAAAAUAGAAAAGCUACCAAGCUUAUUGAGAUUUUGUAAUUCUAUUGGCAUGCAGGCUUAACCAUGAUAGUUGUGAUACACUUUUAGGGACUAUUCAUUUGAGAGUUGUGGGUGUGCACCGUUUAACACUGCAGUCUCCUUACUUUCCAAAUUCAGGUGAAAUUCUAGUGGUUUCCAUUCCUGCCUUAUAGUACAUGUUUUUCUGUCCAUUUCAUCAAUCAAUCAAUCAAUCAGUGGUAUUUAUCAAAUGCUUACUGUGUGCAGAGCACUGUACUAAGUUCUUGGGAGAGUACAACAGAGUUAGUAGACACGUUCUCUACCCACUAGGAGUUUGCAGCCUAUAAACUGUCUAGAGUCAUCACGCAAUAUGUUACAUUUUAAUUUCAAACACAACUCCCUUCCCAGCAGGCUGUUUUUAAAACCAUUCAGUGGACUCUGAUGUGGUGUGAAUUUGGCUACUUUUGCUGGCGUUUUGAGGACUCUUUAAAUGAACAAUUAAGUAUUCCUAUGGUGUAAGCCAAUUGAAAGCUGUACAUUAGGUAGAUAUUUCCUGUAUUCAACAACUCUUCAUCUGAUCACCAGAGGCCAGAAGAAUGACUUCUGCAAGUGUGUAAGAAGUGUGUCCAAAAGAUAUAUACACUAAGCUCAUUAAAGUGAACUGGAUUUUAUAUGUAGAUGAUGAAAAUAUAAAUUUACAUAUAUAUUAAAAGCAAAUGGAUAUUAAUAUAGUAUGUAUUUUCUCAAAAAGGAGGGUUGGAUUUGACGAAAUACAUUUCUAUAUUAUCUCAUUAACAUUCUUUAUCUGGGCAGUGAACUGAAACUAAUAAUCUAGUGGACCAACAAGAACUCUAACCUUUGGGUCUCAAGUCAGCAGACUGGGCUAGAACGGUUCUUUAUUUCUCUUUCUCAAAGCAAAGCAGAUUGGGAAAGGCCCAAAAGGCUGUGGUAAAUGCAGACUCUUUCCCUCUAAUCUUUUCUAUGAACAGAGCAUCCACCGAAGCUGAGGGAAUAGGGGAGAGGGGAUUUGAAGAGACAAAGGCUUUUUUGAUCCCCCCAGCUUUCUGCACUCCAUUCCACUGAAUCUGUGGGUAGCCCACCUACUGCCUUGGCAUCAGAAAUGGGGACUUUUGAAGGAAAAAACAUACAUACAUCUCCAAGCAUUUAAUCAUUUAAAAUAGCCUCCUCCUGGGAAUCGUGUACAGGGGAGCAGUGACUGGAAAACCUAGUGGGGAAGGUGGAAAUCUAACUCCUUACCUCUGCCCAGGUGAUGCACUUUGUGCUGUCUCCCUGAGAUGGUGAGAAGUUGGUUGCCCAGAGUGACCAGCAAAGAGGUAAAAAUGAGAAGAGGUCAGAGAUAGGGUAGUGAAGAGAGUUUUUGUGGAAGAGUGGCUUACCCAGAGUUAAUUUUGUAAACUACUGUGUUAUCCUGAUAACAAUGUUCUUGGUGGGGUGUGGCUCCUUGUAUAGGCUUUUGCUCUUCUAAGGGUCUUUCUCCUUCUUGUGGCCAUAAUCACAGCAGCUUUCUUGGUGCUUCUCACCGGGUUGCCCCACUUGCUGUUUUGUGUUGGGAGUUUGUGAGAUGGUAAAUGCACACACCAUAUUACUCCUCAUGGCAGUUACUGUCAUGUUGCCUCAUUAACCUGACAGCCCUUCCCUUCCACCAAGCACCAACUAAAUCUGUCUAUUGUGUGUAUGUUGUCAACCCCUGGGAAAGUGGUCUGGGAAGCUGCUUGUAGAGGCUUAAAGUCACAGGGCUUUGAUGCGAUUCUCCAGAGCACAGCUAGACUGUAAAACACAUGGAGUGAGGAGACAUGAAGGCUGAAAGGGCAGAAAUCUGACCUACACACUGCUGCUUUUGGCAAGGUUGGGCAUCACGGCUGCUGCUGGUGGUUUUUGGGAAGUGGUGGAAAUCAAACGUGAGAUUAAACCUUGGAGAGGGAUCUCCACAACCUUUGGAGGUGACUCUGUUUAUCUUUAACCAUUUUGGCACAGGUGGGGUAAAGGAACCAAAAAGUAGAGCCCCAGCAAACUUUCUAUGUGGGGGAUAAGCUUCCUGAAGAAAGGAAGAGCCAGUCUGGGUUCAUGGUUACUCUUGGCUUUAGGAGACAUCAUCCAUCAUGACAGAGACCCUUGCCAUGACAAAACAAGGAAGGUGCUGUCUCAUUAGGGUUGCCCCAGACAUCAAUACAGUCAGACCCAAACAGAAAUCUAGAUGGUCUCCAAGGAGUACUUGGUGAUUCAGGUAAAAAUUCCAUGGCUCAGUGGAAAGAGCACAGACCCCAGAGUCAGGAAAUAUGGUUCUUAUCCCAGCUCUACCACCUGCAUGCUGUGUGAUGUGCAAGUCAUUUAACUUCUCUGGGCCUCAGUUUCCUCACCUGCCAAAAUGGGGUACGAUACCCCUUCACUAUCCUGCAUAAACUGAGCCCCUUUGUGGAAUACAGCUAGCCAAUAGGCUUAUAUUAUAUCUACUUCAUCACAUAGUACAGUGUUUGGCACUUAGUAAGCAUUUAAACAAUUACCAUCAUUAUUAAUAUUAGAUGGUUUCAGUAUCCGGAGGAGUAUUGUAGUUUGUGGAUGAGCCUGAAUGGGAGCACUCCAGACUUGUUUAUUGGGAAGGGCUUACUGCUAAGGAAUCUAGUUCCUGAGUUAGUUUUGGCAGAGGGGAAUAUCAAAGAUUUCAAAUCACUUGAUACGGGGAGUAAUUUGGUUGGAGAGUAAGCCACCUCAAUGUCAGCCAAAGGGCUGUCAUUAAAGAUAGGAGGUGCCAAGACUAAGGUGAGAAUCAAUGAUUUUUUAGAUUUUUUUUUCUGAAACUUGCCAAAUUGCCUGAUCGGCAGACGUAGAGCAUCUGAGGAAAACAUUUCCUUAAAUGCCAGGCUACGCUGUCUGUGACCAACACAUUGUGACAAUUCGUUAAUUGGAGUAUUGGGCUUGCAGUGUCUUCAUUUUUAUUGUGGUUGCAAAGAGAAAGACGUUGAAAGGUGUUCCUGCUUGAAAUGGUGGCAUUGGCAGACUGAGCUCAGCUGCAACCCAAAAUGUUCCCAGGAAGGGCAUUCAUUUGCUUAGCUGAAGAAUUUGUGACAGUCAGUUGAUCCUAAGAGAAGUCUGACAAAUUAUCCUGGAAAGAAGUGCAUUUUGUUGAACUUGUAAAAAUUUUUUCUGCAAGUACAUUCUGUUGUUUAGGAGGGCAGAGAGCUAGGUGGUAAUAUUCUACAUGGAAGAUACCAGCUUUCCUCUUUGGAGGGGGAAAUAAAUUUUUAGGACUGGAUGAAUUUUAAAAAUCUUUGUUAAGCCUUAAUUUAUGGAUGCAGAGAUUAAUUCAACUAGUCAGAAAUAAAGCAAAAAUAACUGAACUGUUUGCCAGUUAGGAACUUUUCAUUUUGAGUUUUUUUUUUCUCUUGGAAAUUUCUCUUGAAUAUUACAAAACUGUGAAAUGGGUUGCCAAAAAUGUUUGCCUUUGUUAGAAAGUGUGAACUCUGUGUGGAACAUUCUCCAUCAUUGCUUUUCUAUUCCCUCUUAGAAACCUGGACAUUAAAUUCAACGAUGUAGUUGUCCCAUAAACCUGCAUUAAAGAAUUUACCAAACAUU
Ornithorhynchus anatinus (platypus) is the source of this 5792-nucleotide messenger RNA. It is a transcript of the gene MTURN, whose product is annotated as maturin, neural progenitor differentiation regulator homolog. Bases 378 to 773 code for a protein of 131 amino acids. The record is from RefSeq and is a predicted model, not a curated record. Lineage: Eukaryota; Metazoa; Chordata; Mammalia; Monotremata; Ornithorhynchidae. Gene Ontology annotation, cellular component: cytoplasm. The transcript is spliced from 3 exons. Gene Ontology annotation, biological process: regulation of signaling; positive regulation of megakaryocyte differentiation.